Molecule: messenger RNA, 1200 nt
Organism: Culex pipiens pallens (northern house mosquito)
Lineage: Eukaryota; Metazoa; Arthropoda; Insecta; Diptera; Culicidae
Exons: 1
Coding region: 1-1200 (399 amino acids)
Biological process (GO): apoptotic DNA fragmentation
Cellular component (GO): nucleus; mitochondrial inner membrane
Molecular function (GO): single-stranded DNA endonuclease activity; nucleic acid binding; metal ion binding
Source: RefSeq, a predicted model, not a curated record
AUGGGUACACUAAGUGUUUUUGGAGUUAUGCUAGCAGUAUUAGCAAUCGUCAGUGCCCAGCGCUGUUCCGUAGUGAUCCGCACCGAUAUUCCAGCGCGAGAUCCAGUGUACUUGAACUUUAAAGAUGGGGUACCCCAUCUAUGGGCGCCAAAUGGUCCUGCGUUGAUGUGGAAUUCAACUCAGGAAGAAACGGCACUGUUGUGUUCUGGGAGCAACAACGUUCUGGUUGCCUCUAAUUUAGCAACUAGUCAUAAAUCAUGUGUUGAUGGAACUACAUUUAACGUGGAAGGGGUCGAAGUAGCUGCUCAGGAGUUGCAGUGUCGCAACCAGAUUACGGGGGAUACCAUCAAUACCGGUCAGUCAUGUGGCGGUCGUGGAACGCUGCUGUACCUCGGGUUCAACUCGCAGAUCUAUGGAUUCAUUCCGUACAUCCACACGUGUUUCGAUAUGGUACGAGCUGCCCUACUGUGGACACGACACAUUCUACCCGGAGCUGCUGUACGAGGAUCUAUGGUUGAAUCCUCUCGACCUGCAUGGAAAGUUGCUGGAAUGCCUUCGCACGUGAGACCCGCUACUUCCUACACUCAGGCAUCUCAGUUGGAACGUUUGACGCAGUUGCUGGGUUCGGCUGAGCAAGCUGCCAGGUUUGUGUUUCCCAACUCGUUCAUGGCCCGUGGUCACAUGUCACCCGAUGCCGACGGUAUCUACCGGAGUUGGCAGUUUACAACGUAUUUUUUCACCAACGCUGUUCCCAAGUGGCAAGUGGUCAACAACGGAAAUUGGGCUCGCGUUGAACGACUCACCCGAGACACUGCCGCCAGUCUUCAUGAAGAUCUGGUAAUUAUCCAGGGAACUGACGGAAUUCUAACCCUUCCUCAUGAAGACGGGCGUCAAAUUCAAAUCUCCCUCGAAGAUGGAGGACUGGAAGCGCCUCGCUGGCUGUGGAAGAUAAUCAAAUCUCCAAAACUGAACGCCGGAAUUGCGUUUGUCACAUCCAACAAUCCGUUCGAAACGGCCAUCGAACCGUGGGAUUUCAUCUGUACGGAUGUAUGCGCCGAAACGGGCUGGACUGAUGAAAAUUAUGCAAACUACGCCCGCGGGUACACGUACUGUUGUGAUCCAAACGAGUUGAUUGCCAAUGUUGCCACGGCCACCCAGGAAGGGCUCGUUGGACGACUGCUGCUGCCCAGCAUGGUUUAG